This is a messenger RNA of Striga asiatica, 549 nucleotides long. NCBI's taxonomy places the organism in Eukaryota, Viridiplantae, Streptophyta, Magnoliopsida, Lamiales, Orobanchaceae. The record is from the annotation of a GenBank genome assembly.
AUGCCUAAGAGUGUUGGAAAGAAGCAGAGCAAAGAAUUAUUUCCACAGUGGAAGAGCACUAGACUGAGCAGCCACAGAAAUUCUUGGCUCCUUGUAAGAUCUAUACCCCCGAGUCUUUUGGUGUCAAACAACAGCCACCAUUGUUUGCCUCUAAAUGCAAUUUUUCAGUAUCUCGCCUAUGGCUACCAAAUUGAAUCAACUUUGACCAAAACCUUAGUCAAAACAAAGCCAAGGGCUAGUCAGAAACACAUCAAAACGGCAGCAAAUGAGUCGUUUUACAACAUCAACGUACCAUCGGCGAACACGCGCGAAAGACUCGGCCCCCUGCUCCUCAGAUCAUCAACACAGAGCGCGAUCAAGCCUCGACUAGCCGAGAAAGAUUGUCUCCGACCUCCGGUCGGAAACUCCGAUACUUUACCGGCCGGCCGAAACCAAAAACGAACUAAAGGCAAAGCUCCUCUAUCUCCUCUGAGCAAAAAAUUCACCAGCUGCUUGUUCUGCUCCAACUUUUUGCUUCCCAAUUUCAGAAAACGAAAAAUGUCAGUGUAG